Messenger RNA from Bipolaris sorokiniana ND90Pr, 328 nucleotides. RefSeq lists its product as uncharacterized. The coding region runs from base 1 to 279 and encodes 92 amino acids. The transcript is spliced from 3 exons. The record is from RefSeq and is a predicted model, not a curated record. NCBI's taxonomy places the organism in Eukaryota, Fungi, Ascomycota, Dothideomycetes, Pleosporales, Pleosporaceae.
AUGUCAGGUAUCUUGAAAAGCUUUUCGCGCUCAGCGCCCGUUGCGAGUCGCGCCCUUCAACAGCGAGGUCAGGCUUUGCCACCAAUUAUUUCUCGCACAUAUGCUAGCAGCGCCGUACCUGACCAGUCUCACCCAGAGAACAAUCGAGUAGGAGCGUCAGAGGAGAUGACUGAGAGCCAGGACCAUAUGAAGCAUGACCCGAAUGAGUCGGAUGCGAAGAAGAGAGAGAAGACGUUGGAAUAUGGCCAGAACAAGCCUUUAGAUGCAGCUGACAAGUAAGUUAUGACGACAGUCGAUCAACGCAUUGUACUUUAGAAGUUAAAAAACC